UAAUCAUAUAUAAAUAGCAUCGUUUACAUUUAUAGGUUGAUUAACAAGUUGUUCAAGACUAUAGUUGAGAGUUCGUAGCCUCUAGUUUGAUGCUAGGGAAGAAUGAGUAGUCAAGAACUGGUCACUUUGAACGUGGGAGGGAAGAUAUUCACAACAAAGAUUUCUACCAUAAAGCAGUUUCCUGCCUCUCGAUUAGCACAAAUGGUAGAUGGCCAAGACCAAGAACUCAAGAUGGUCGGUGGCCAGAUUUUUGUGGACAGAGAUGGUGUUUUAUUUAGUUUCAUCUUGGAUUUCUUGAGAACUCACCAGCUUUUGUUACCCACUGACUUUUCAGACUACCUUAGGCUUCAGAGAGAGGCUCUUUUCUAUGAACUUGAUUCACUGGUUCAUCUCUUAAACCGACACCUGCUACAGAAAGGACCUGCUGUCUUGGAGGUGCACUUCCUAAGCCGAAACACUCAAGCAUUUUUCAGGGUGUUUGGCUCUUGCAGCAAAACAAUCGAGAUGUUAACUGAGAAGAUUACAGUGUUUAUAGAGCAACCUUCAGCACUCACCUGGAAUAGCAACUCCUUCCCCCCGCAGGUGACCUUCCUUCCACUGCCUCCACAAAGACCUUCUUACCACGACCUGGUUUUCCAGUGCGGCUCUGACAGCACUCCUGAGAACCAAACUGGAGUCAGGUAUGUUUCUAUAAAACCUGAUAAUCGAAAAUUGGCCAACGGAACAAAUGUCCUCGGCUUACUGAUUGACACCAUAUUGAAAGAAGGCUUCCAUCUGGUCAGCAGGACAGUAUCAUCCGAAGACAAAAGUGAAUGCUAUAGCUUUGAAAGAGUAAGAAGCCCUGAAGCAUUUGCCAUGAACAAAACACCAAAAUCAGAGAUGACCAUCAUGUCAGAGCAAUCUCAGAAAAAGACAUAAAGUUGUGUGUACUGAGUAAAGGAAAACUGUCAUUUUCUUGUUUAGAAACUCUCUCCUUGGGCAUAGAUGUACAUAGUCAAAUCUUUACUCAGGCUUUUUGGCCUCCUAUUAUGCCACCUCUGGGCAAUCAGGCCCCUAGCAGUGCUUAAGCUACCCUGAAUGCUCUGCUGAUCUCAACAGCAUGUGCUGAUGAUAAUCACAGGUUCCUUCUACCAUCAAAGCCAGUUUGCCUUUCUUGAACAGUGAACACAGCUUUCAGAGACAGGUUCUGGAGUCAGACUGCUUGUUUCUAAUCCCAGAUAAGUCACCUAUUAGCUAUGUGCUUCAACUUCUUCAUCUGGCACAUAAGUAUAAUGAAGAUAUCUCCCUCAAAGGAAAUGUGAGGAUUAAGGCAGGGGAUUAAUGCCUGGCAGAGGCUGGGCAUUCAGUAAACUGUUGAUGAUGUGAUAAUGAUGAAGAAAAUGGAUGGCCCACUUUCAUUUGAACCUCUUUUGUGUGGCCUUUUUUUUUCUUCCUUUCCUAUGGAUAUUAGUUAAUCCUUUCUUCUGUAUAGACUUUAUAUGCCAUCAUAAAACAAACUUAUUCAGUUGAAUGUGAGCUUCUCGAACCACUCAAUAGUUUUUAACGCUAUUAUAAGUGACAUACCAUGCUUACCACUUAGAAUGCUGUUGUUAUUAAGUAGUACCUAAAUUUAGUGAUCAGUUUGGAAAACCUCUGUCAACAUUUAAUAUACACAUUCUUAGUGUCAUUUGAAAAACUAGGAUAAACAUCUAGAAGAGGAAUCACUAAGUCAAAGUGUGCAAAGUACUUUGCACAUAGUAGAGUUAAAAGCUGUUGAGUGUGGGGCUGGCGAUGUGUAGUAGGUUAAUCCCCUGCCCGUGGUGCCAGCAUCCCAUAAGGAUGUCAUUUUGUGUCCUGGCUGCUCCAUUUCUGAUCUAGCUCCCUCCUAAAGGCGUAGGAAAAGCAGGAGAUGGCCCAAGCCCUUAGGUCCCUGCCAUCCAUGUGGGAGACCCAGAAGAAGCUCCAGGCUCCUGGCUUUGGCUUGGCCCAGAUCUGGCCAUUGAGGCCAUUUGGGAAAUGAACUAGUGAAUGGAAGAUCAUC
Messenger RNA from Lepus europaeus (European hare), 2020 nucleotides. RefSeq names its product potassium channel regulator (gene KCNRG). Gene Ontology annotation, cellular component: endoplasmic reticulum. Gene Ontology annotation, biological process: negative regulation of delayed rectifier potassium channel activity; protein homooligomerization. Bases 103 to 918 code for a protein of 271 amino acids. Lineage: Eukaryota; Metazoa; Chordata; Mammalia; Lagomorpha; Leporidae. Gene Ontology annotation, molecular function: protein binding. The record is from RefSeq and is a predicted model, not a curated record. The transcript has 2 exons.